Alternaria atra is the source of this 1164-nucleotide messenger RNA. RefSeq lists its product as uncharacterized. Lineage: Eukaryota; Fungi; Ascomycota; Dothideomycetes; Pleosporales; Pleosporaceae. Bases 1 to 1164 code for a protein of 387 amino acids. The transcript is spliced from 2 exons. Gene Ontology annotation, molecular function: nucleotide binding. The record is from RefSeq and is a predicted model, not a curated record.
AUGACAUCAACUACGCGCCCAGUUCGUGCUGCACUCAUCGGGCUCUCUUCUUCAGCUGUCACAUCGUGGGCUUCGGCCGCCCACCUUCCCGCACUCCUUACUGCAACCGGUCGUUCUAAGAUCACCAUCACCGCAUUGUCAAACAGCAGUACUGAGGCUGCGAAGUCAGCAAUCCAAAAAUACGGACUUCCAAAUGAAACCAAGGCAUAUGGGUCUCCGGAAGACCUUGCAGCAGAUCCAGAUAUCGAUCUCGUGAUAUGUAACACACGAGUUGAUAAACAUUUUGAGACAGUCAUUCCGAGUGUCAAGGCGGGUAAGGAUGUCUACGUCGAAUGGCCAAUUGCUGCGAAAAGGGAGCAUAUCAACGAGCUUGUUGAUGCGGCCAAGAAGAGUGGAUCGAGGGUUGCGGUAGGUCUGCAGAGACGGUGGGCGCCACCGGUGGUGAAGUUGCGAGACGUUUUGAAUGGUGGGAAAGGUAGACUGGGUAAAGUGCUGAGCUCAGAGGUUCGUGCUUUUGGUGGUACGAAGGACAGGGAGAUCCUGCCUAUAGGUUUGAGGUACUUCGCACACAAGGAGGUUGGUGGGAACCCAAUCGUGAUAGGUGUCGGUCAUGUACUUGACUUCGUACUCUCGGUCGUCGGCCAACUCGACCCGCCAUCUAUCCACUCUAAAGCACAGAUCCAACGCCCUAACGUUCGCAUUCGCGACCCCACAACUAUGCAAAUUGUUGAGAAUACAACAACCGACGUCCCUGACCUCCUUUCUGUCCAUGCCACUAUCACACCCUCGCCCCUUACCGUUCCCAAUGCAACGUUUUCAUUCCUAUUUCGCCGUGGCCAGCCAUUUCCUGGUACCCCAGCCCUCACCUGGACCAUCAAUUGCGAGUAUGGCGAGAUCCGCGUUACGUCAGCCACGAGUUCGUCUUUCAGAUCGAGCGAAAGUGACGGUCCAGUAGUGAUUCAGAUCCACCACUUCGAUACUGAUGAAGUGGAAGAUGUUGACUGGGAUUGGAGCGAUAUGCAGAAGGAGGUACCGAUUGUUGGAAGGGAUGUGAUGGGAUGUCUUUUUGCGUUCGCGGACGGUAAUGAGGAGGGAGACGGAUGGGUAGGCUUGGAGGAUGCUGCGAGUUACGCGCGAACGAUCCAAACCUUCUUGGGAGAGUAA